AUGACGCAACUUAAUACUAUUAACGUGGAUUUUCUGUUCCAUAGUUUAAAAAUAGCUCCCCCCCACCCCGCCGUCCACUCUCUUUCCCACCGCGCAACCCCCUCUCCCUCCCACCCGCUGUCGCUUCUCCCUCCCAUCCGCCGUCGCCGCUCCCUCCCUCCCGCCGUCGCCGCUCCCUCCUCCCGCCGUCGCCGCUCCUUCCCACCCGACCGUCACCUCCCCCUCCCCUCCCGCCGUCGCCUCCCCGUUCCUCCCGCCGUCGCCUCUCCCUCCUCCCCGCCGUCGCCUCUCCCUCCUAUCCGCCGUCGCCGCUCCCUCCUAUCCGCCGUCGCCGCUCCCUCCCAUCCCACCGUCGCCUCUCCCCCCAUCCCGCCGUCGCCUCUCCCCCCAUCCCGCCGUCGCCUCUCCCUCCCAUCCAGCCGUCGCCUCACCCUCCCAUUCCGCCGCCUUCGGCGACAGGUCACGAGCAAGCUGGUGCGCGAGUGGGAGCUGGUGCGCGAGCGCGGGUUGGUCUCUGCACCGUGA
Closterium sp. Naga37s-1 is the source of this 525-nucleotide messenger RNA. The record is from the annotation of a GenBank genome assembly. Lineage: Eukaryota; Viridiplantae; Streptophyta; Zygnematophyceae; Desmidiales; Closteriaceae.